CAACUUGCUCUCUCUGCGCAACAGACGCGAGAGAGUGAGCCUCGGCGAGGAAGUGCACUUAAGAAGACACCGAGACAAAAGAGACCAUUCAAAACAAUCCUGUGGACAUUUUUCAAACAGGAUCUUAUAGGAAAACUGCUCCAAAGGAAACAAAUACAUCGAGAGAUUUAGAGCCAUCGAUUGCCUGCUAUUGGAAUUGUGUUUUAUUAUUUUAACUUUUUUACAACACUUUUCUAAUCUCUGGAUAUUUCGAAAUUUACCCUUCGUUUUGUUGUCUAUUGCUAAGAUGAUGCGUUAACGCGUUUUUGCCGCAGCGGAUAUGUCUGACACGUCCAGAGAGCAAACGCUGGCCAAUGGCCCGGCCUCGCGGGGAAGCGGAGAGAGCGCCGGUGGCGGAGCUGUCUUGCGCUCCGAACACUUUGACUUCCCUCAGCCGAGCGAUGGGGACCCGUUAAGGGGAGGGAUUGCCAUGUCAAAUAGUCACCAGUCGAGGUCACCGAUGUGCCGAACCUUCUCCAGGUCCUCUAGUGGCUAUUUUUCCGUCGACAGCGAUUCUGUGCCAAGUUCCCCGCUAAUGCCCAAUAUUUCCGAAGCGCAAGACGGCCAAAAUGAUGAGGUAUGGUUUGCCGAACCUAGCCACCAGCACUUGCAGAUGGCAGCACCUGUCGGAGCCAUGGUGCCGGAGAUGGCGGUCGCUCGGGAGCUGCGGCGCAUUGGAGACGAGUUCAACCGUCUGUACUGUCAGGGGGUCGGUGCAGGCGGGAACAACGCGGCCCAGCUGCGCGCUCCCAACGAACACGCCAUCAUCAUGUGGAUGAACGACCUUAUCGGACGUGUAGUACAGUUUUUCCUACGGAGGAGAUGAUUGACACAUUGAACGCCCAGCAGACGUGUAGCAGACAUGUAGCAUCAUACAUCACCCCUUUACCUGACUGUAAAUAUGUACAUAAUAAGGGAUAACAGCAGUGCUGCUCUUCCGCAACCUCUCUCCGGGUUUCGGCGUACAGUUUUGGACCUGUCGGGAUGUGUGCAGACCUGGACGGAUACAUAAAUCGGGAACCCUCAGCCAUCCAUAGACUGACUCACAGCAGAGUUUCCUGCGUUCACAUGGAAAGCUGAGCCAUUAGAUGCUGUGUUGGCGUGGAGGUUUUUGUUGAACCCCAUGUGGAGUGUGGAAAACGUGCCUUCAUUGCCUGUUUGCCCUUGACACGUCUCUCUUUUUUGUCUUUACCCUGUCUUUUUCUUUAUUGCUUUUAUAUUUAUUUUCACUGUAUUUAAUUUGUACCUUUUGUGUAUAAUUUCAUGAACGUGGACGUUAGUCGGUUAAGCGAUGAUAUUAGUGGUUCUGCCUGUCCCUCAUCUGUUCAUUGGUUCCAAGUUUGCACUUGCGAUUGGUUUGCAUAGUCUAUACAAAUCAAAUUGAAUAGAACAUGAUAAACUCCAAAACAGAAAAUUAAUUUGAAUAAAAUUGCAAUUGAAGACAUGAAAAAAGCAUCAACAAUAUAUAGAAAUUUGACCUAUAGCAUCUGCAUGAUGAUUUACCUUUUUCUUGGAUUUUACAUUGGAAAUGCAUUCUCACUUUGAAGCCAGAUAAAGUCCUUUUCACAUGACUCAUGUUAUUCCCAAUGCAUCGGGAAACUUUGAAGCGCUGAGCUACUGCGUCGUAACCUUUCGAAACCUGUGUCGAAAAAGUUCCUUGCACAGAUUUCACUCAUGUUCAAGUUGGUCAUGCGAAAUUCGCCACUUCGACCGACUGAAAGCUGCUUGGUUUGAAAGUGACUUCUGUGUGAACAACAAUGGGCAAUAGACCUUUUUUGGCCUGUGAAUUUUAGCUAAUAUUUCACCUAGUUAUAACUGUUGAUAUUGCCUUAACGUAAUUUCAAAUAAUAUUAACUUUUUGCCACUGAACUUUCAAAGCGCCCUAUAUACAACACAACAUGAACCUACAUUUGACAAACCAUUUUUUCCCCGUUUCUUACCCAGAAAGCCAAGAAAAUUGUUUUGCUAUCUGCAAUGCUUUUCCUGCAAAGCGCCGCUUUAUGCUCGUGUUUAAAGAUGAGAGUCAUGUGAAAAGGUCUUCUGAACACCUUCAGGUACUCCUAAAUCUCAUAACUCGAGCAUUGUUUUAUGUUAUUGAAUACCUGUCACUAAAUAAAUCAAUUUGGACAGGCAAAGAUAGUAAGUAAGUGUAUCUAAUAUGGACGUUUUUGUUGUUUUGACAUCAUAAACAUUACACAUUUGGUAUUUCGGUUUUGUUAGAAUCCUUGUUUGGUCUGUUUGUUUCCUUAUUAGAGAGCAAAAGUGACAUUUGGGGCUUGUAAUUGAUGAUUCCAUUAAUGUUCAAACAGCAUGUGUUUAUGCCUAGUUUUGUGAAUAUAGUUUAGGUCAAGGGGUUUUAUUUGGAAUAGCUUUCUUCCAAAGUGACCAUGCACAUGGAAGAAACUGCGUUUAAGUGCCUUGCUCAAGGGCACAAUGGUGAUAGAUCAGAAUUUUAUUCUCAGAAACAUUGUUUAUGGUUACACCAAAUUUGGGAUUGAAAUUUGCAACCGUACAACCACUGUUUAACUCCAGCCUUACCCCGAGUCUAACAAACUGGCCUGACUAAAUGACCUUUAACAGCCUCAGGGACUAAGGGAAAUACACUUGUGUAGAUUUCUUGAACAAACCAGUCUUCCGUCUUUACUUCAGCUUAUAGAUUCUCCUCCCGGCUUUGCCUUUUAUUACCGUUGUCCCAGUAUUCCAGUAAUCAAUGCACAAGGCUCGGGAUGAGUCGACAAGUAUGUUGGUAUAACAAUGAUGUGUUUUUUUAAGUUGCAAAGAUUUAAAUAUGAACUGAUGUAUUGACUACCUACCAUGAAAGGUAUUGCUGAAAGUUUAGGAAGUCGGUUAGACAAUUCCACUUGUGGAAGACGCAUGGCCCUGUGUUAUCAUAUGCAUUUGUUUGUAUAUCGGUUUGUUGCUCUUUGCCAAAAUGACAAUGUUUAGCUUGUCUACCGUUCCAGGUUUACCACUUGAACCAAAGACCUCGUUUUUCAAUGCAUACUACAUUGUGUCAUGUUGCAUGUGUUCAUUCUUUGCCUUUGCUGAAAGAUUUAAACAGAAUUCCCGUUCUUUAGCCUUUUGAUUCCAGAACAAACCGUUUUUGUUUUUUGGGGGGGUUUUUUUCAUGAAUUUCAGGCCAACCUGUGUAUUUCUCACUGGACCUCUGACUGAGUCUUUUCAGUCCUGUUGCACUGAACACCCGCAUUACCCGAUCUGACGCCACCCAA
Messenger RNA from Onychostoma macrolepis, 3269 nucleotides. It is a transcript of the gene bcl2l11, whose product is annotated as BCL2 like 11. The transcript has 4 exons. The coding region runs from base 320 to 865 and encodes 181 amino acids. The record is from RefSeq and is a predicted model, not a curated record. NCBI's taxonomy places the organism in Eukaryota, Metazoa, Chordata, Actinopteri, Cypriniformes, Cyprinidae.